CCUGAAGAGAAGAAACCGAAACAGAAUCAAGAAGAAGAGAGAGUGGACAGUGGGAGAGAGAGGUUAAAGAAACACCGGAAAGAGAUCGCCGGUAGGGUUUGGAUACCGGAGAUAUGGGGACAAGAAGAGCUUCUUAAGGAUUGGAUCGACUGUUCAACGUUCGACACGUGUCUAGUCCCUGCUGGAAUCUCGUCUGCACGUGCUGCUCUUGUAGAGGAAGCUAGGCGAGCUGCUACAGCUUCUCGUGGGUUACAACGAUUAGACAGUCGUUGCUUGAUCUUACGCUGAAUCUUAUAUAUAUAUAUACAUAUAUAUAUAUAUUAAAGUAUAUACCUAAAUGAGGUUCUUGUACUUCAAUAAUAAGACACUAUUGAUAUAUUGUUGAUCUAGACUUUUUACUCAUAAUUAUAAUUUUAGAGAACAUUGCAAAUUGCUUUUGAGUGGUAUAUCAUUGAUCUAUACAUUUUACUCAUAAUGAUAAUAUUA
Messenger RNA from Camelina sativa (false flax), 486 nucleotides. The record is from RefSeq and is a predicted model, not a curated record. Lineage: Eukaryota; Viridiplantae; Streptophyta; Magnoliopsida; Brassicales; Brassicaceae.